Poeciliopsis prolifica (blackstripe livebearer) is the source of this 2002-nucleotide messenger RNA. RefSeq names its product secretion regulating guanine nucleotide exchange factor (gene sergef). Bases 38 to 1411 code for a protein of 457 amino acids. The transcript is spliced from 12 exons. The record is from RefSeq and is a predicted model, not a curated record. NCBI's taxonomy places the organism in Eukaryota, Metazoa, Chordata, Actinopteri, Cyprinodontiformes, Poeciliidae.
UGCCGUAAACCAUGUCCGGUUUCCAGCUGGGUGUUCCAUGGAAACACAUUCACGUCUUACGUUUUGUUUACAUGCCUGGGGAGCCAACAGCUACGGUCAGCUGGGUCAGAGCCAUGUGGAGGACCAGUGCGUACCGUGGCUCUCUGACAGCUCGGCUCUGCAGGGCAGGACGGUCCGUGUUGUGGACGGAGGAGGGGGUCAUUCUGUGGUUCUCACCGAAAGUGGAGAGGUGUUUGUUUGUGGACAGAAUCACAGAGGCCAGCUGGGACUUGGUCACAGUACUAACGUCCUAACUCUUCAGCUCUGCCCUGUCUUGAAUCACAGAGUCACAAAUGUAGCCUGCGGCUGGGAUUUUACACUUCUUCUCACCGAGUCUGGUCAACUACUUGCAUGUGGUUCUAAUGCAUUUGGACAGUUGGGUGUUGGACAGACAGUCCCACACUCUUCUGAGCUUCUAGCUGUUGAGGCUCUUAAAGAGCCAGUAGUGAGAGCAGCAGCAGGAUUGAGACACUCACUCGCCAUUAGUGCCUCGGGCUCCAUGUAUCAGUGGGGAACUGGUCUUUUUAGUCAUGCUAAGAGAGCGCUCAGUCCCCACCCUGUUCCCUCACAUCUGAACUCCAAACUUCCCUGUCCGGUACCAGGUCUCGGCCAGAGGAAAGCACAGCUUGUAACAGCAGGUUCAGCACACUGUGUGUGUUUAACAGAAGAAGGUGAAUUAUUCCUGUGGGGAUGCAAUAAACAUGGCCAGCUGGCUACAGCAGAGCCCUUCCUGCCCUCUCCCACUCUGCUGCAUCGAUCUCUGCUGAAGGGAGAGAAGGUUACGGGUGUGUGCAGCGGCUGGACGCACGUUGUUGCUCAAACAGAGAGAGGCAGAGUAUUCACAUGGGGGAGAGGAGAUUAUGGACAGCUUGGUCGAUCAGCCUCAGCCAGUGAGGACGCAGAGAUGUUGAUGGGAAUCAAGAAGGAUUGCAUCCCUGUUGAAGUUACAUCCCUCUACGGAGCAACUCAGCAGUCCAGCAGAGGGCGCCAGACGACCAAAGAGAAAACAGUUGCUGUUGUUGAUGUCAAGGGAAAAUUCAUAGUGAUUUCGUGCAUAGAAAAGAUGGAGGUCAUUAUUUAUGCAUCGGACGACAACUGCUUAAUGAAGAUUGUAUGUGGAUCUGAACACAACCUUGCCAUUGUAGGGGGGCGCCUCCUGUCGUGGGGCUGGAACGAGCACGGGAUGUGUGGGGACGGUUCGCAGGCAGACGUCUUUCAUCCUCGGCUCGUUUCUGAUCUCAGGCCUGUUCUCAUUGGUUGUGGUGCUGGACACUCGAUGGCGGUGUGUGGUGUGACGACGAGUUCAACACAGAAUUCUGUCCACACUUGGGAAGAACUGGAGCCCAAGCAAAGUUCCCCUUUCUCUGAGUAAUAGGUUUUGCAUUUUAAAAAAACUACCUCAGCUACUUGAUAAAGUGUUCAUGAUUGGUCUACUUAAACACGGUUUUAUAUGGUUUGGAAGACGCUGUAAUUUUUUACGUUGAUGAGCAAAUGGCAGUGUCUGUUCAUUCAUCAUGUAAAAGCUGCUGGAUUGCUUUGCAUCCAGCAGAAAUGGAAAAAAAAUCCAGAAAAUCACUAUUUAUGCAUCAAACCAUAAGACCAUAAUCUAUUUUUUAAUAGCAAAAAAUGUGUAUUAAGAGUCUAUGCUGGUGGGUUGUAUUUACAGAUCAAAAAGGAUGAAGAGUGUGUUUCAAUUUGGAUACAGUUGAUAAUUAGGAGUAUUUAAUCUGCCAAUCAAGGAGAGAUGACCCAGUUCCAGUCUCUUAAUUAUUGAUUGAUUGAUUGAUUGAUUGAUGAAAUGGAUCUCUGCAAUUUAUGCCUCCAAAAAUCUAUUUGUUACAUUUCAGAUUUAUCAUACCAAAUUUCCUGUUUAUCAUUGGCUUGAUUUGAAUCUUUUUUUAGUCAUUUGUUUGUUGAUUUGCAUUAGUGUAUUUGUGGAAAUUUGUAUAUUAUUUAUGUUUUG